AUGGCAGACAAAUCCGAUGAGGACGUCCAGGAAAGACUAAAGGCUGCGUUGUGGUUCGCAGUUGGCAAAAUGGUGGACGAGGAGACGCUGCGUAGAAACCGCAACGUGACUCCCCAGUUCAUCGGAGCUUUGACAGAAAUGGUUUGGACCCAAAUCGAAAAUGUAGCUCUGGACCUGGAGAGCUUUAGUCGACACGCAGGGCGCUCAACCGUCACCACCGACGAUGUCCUGCUGCUCGCUAGGAGGAACGGGGAUCUACACAACAUUAUCAAGGAUUUUGUAGACAAAGAAAAGGCUGCAAAGGCAAAAGGGAAAUCUAAAUGA
This is a messenger RNA of Xylaria bambusicola, 324 nucleotides long. Its product is annotated as kinetochore component CENP-S-domain-containing protein. Bases 1 to 324 code for a protein of 107 amino acids. Gene Ontology annotation, molecular function: chromatin binding; protein heterodimerization activity. The transcript has 3 exons. Lineage: Eukaryota; Fungi; Ascomycota; Sordariomycetes; Xylariales; Xylariaceae. The record is from RefSeq and is a predicted model, not a curated record. Gene Ontology annotation, cellular component: FANCM-MHF complex; Fanconi anaemia nuclear complex. Gene Ontology annotation, biological process: resolution of meiotic recombination intermediates; replication fork processing.